AUGUCCAAGCAAAACCGCGACGUUGAGUUAGCCCGCCUGGUGCAUGACAAGCCACUCAGUCAUCCUAGCUCCUCCCCCUCCCGUCGCAGCCUAGCCGAGCAGCUGCCCAAUGUCCCCAGCUACCGCUCCACCACUGCCGCUACCUCCCGCAUCCCUGUCCUUGUCGCCAGAAAGCAAAAGGCUGGUGUGACGAACCCCAGUUUUUUGAAGGAAGAAGGGUCGUCUUCUCGCACCCAGGGUAAUGUAGCAUUUGCCAUGGCUUUGUGCGUGCAGCUUUGUGUGUCAGGCUUCCUUCGUUUCGUCUGCCUGUGUGUGUCUCUCUUGUGUCUGCUUCAAUACAUGUACAUCCAGUAGCCAUAACUUCCAGAUGUGUAUCUGUGAUGCAGUUUUGCAUCAAAAGAGAAAAGGCCAAGAGUUGCUCUGCUGUGCUGAAGGUUGCAAAUGGCCUUGCUUCACAAAUUGCUCUAUUGAAGGUGGCAGGCAAGACCUGUCCCUUUUGGGUAUACUUUUUAGAGUAGGAGUGGAGAACCAUUUCUGCCCAGCAAGCCAGAUGCUUAUGUGCCAACUCUGGAGCCCCCCCGAUUUAAAAAUACAUAUCUUUAUUUUAAAAAAUAAAAAGCAAAUGUAAACCAAACACAACUGGGCAGUUGUUCCAUUACCAUUGAAAACAGUCCCAAAUGAAUUGAAGGAGCAUUAAUAUGUAUAGCAUGGUGAAUGCAGUUUUGAGAGGUAGAUGGGUGGGGCUGUCCACCUGUCAAUCCCCUAAAGCCAUAGUGACAUCAGGUGACACUGUGCUUUGAAGUCCCAUUGUUGGGACUUCAAAGCACAGUGCGGAGGAUGUUUGAAAGCCCUUUUGCAAAUAGUCCUGUGCUGCUUUUUGAAGAAGCUAAGUUAAUUAAUUUUGAAGAAAUAAUAAUUCACAGUAUAUUUAAAAAUAUUGCAUAAAAGCUUGCUUGGAGUUUGCACUAAGUUAUUAUCUCUGAAAAGUAAUAUGUGCUUCCUAUCACUACAGGAAGGAAUAAUCAAACCUCUUGGUGUUUGAAACAACUUGUCAUAUUUGAAUAAUGUGCCUAACUUUUCAUAGCAAUAAUUGUACAUCUGAAUGCAUUUAUACCUUCCAGUUAAUUAUUCCUGUUAGUUCUACAAGAUAGUUAUCUAAAUACAAAAGGGUAUCAAUAUGAAUCUAUGACACAGUUUAACAUGAUAACACAGAAUCAACAAGAUGAUAUAAACAUUUACUUUAUCAGGGUAUUAUAACUAGAAUUUUUACUCCAAAUAUUAAAUAUAUUUUAUUUAUUUUAUUUCAGCCAAUUAUAUACUAUGUAAUUACAAUCAGUAUACAAGAACAGUGUACAAUCAACACAAUCACUUGAAAGUAUUAAAAAUUAAAAUAUUUUGAAUUGGUUCAUGAAAAAUAAUAACACAAAAACUUUGUUUUAAUUUUUUUUAAAAACCCACAAAAUUUAUUAUAUACUUUGGCCAUAGUAUAAUUUGAAUUGCAUGGAAAAGAAACUGUAUAAACCUGGGAUAGGACAUUUAAGAGGUGGCUAUGUUUACUGAAGGUGUCUGAAAAUACAGUUGGGAAUUAGGAGGUUGUAGUUUCAGGUGUCUUUUGAUCAGUAAAGGACCUACAUCUUGAACAUUUUGGUAUGAGGAGCCUCUGCUAGUGAUGUAUCCACUGGUUUUAUCUGUCUUCUUGUUUUCUUCUGGCUCAUUUCAUAUAUUUUCUUGCCAAAGGACGGCCAUCAGGGAGAUACCCCACUGUGAACAUCAAGAAUAGGAAUCCCAAGAAUGGCUCUUCAGGACUGCCAGUAUUUGCCGGCCAUGCUCAGACCUCACCACCAAAGAAACCCCAAACCCUCGCUGUACCGGUUAUAGCCAAGGCUCCCAAGAGGUAUGCACCCAUAAUGUUUUAGAACCUAAAGUCCAAAAACCUGUCAUUUAGCAUCCAUGCAGAUUCUUGAUUUAUCGAGGAGCAUUGACUUGUAACUGGGAUACAAACCUGGGAUAAGCAUUUCCAUACCUUUGGGUACACAGCUGGGGUGCAUAAAUGGGUUUAAAGCUUAUGUCAGAGCUGAUCCAAUAUCUUCCCACUGGCUGAGGCUGAUGGGAGUUGUAAAUCUGCAAUGUCUAGAGGGCAACAGGCCAGCAAAGGCUGAAUUACCCUAUGGGCCAACAACUAGUUGCUAACUUCUUUGUUUGUUAUUUAUUUUGUUUUUCUGUCAAGUGUCCUAAAUCUGUCUGCCACUCUGUUAAAGUGGUUUCUUUCUAAAGACUCGGGGUGCCUUUUAUGGGCAACCUUUAAUCUGCUUGCACCUUAUUAGUUCUCCGAAUCUUAAUUUUUUGUCGUCCAAAUAACAUUAGUUUGUGAUCACAGCUGAGCUACCAGGGCCAAGGACAAUCUCACAGCUGAAGCUGCUGUUUCAAGGCAGCAACAGCAAGACAUUGAUACUAUCAGUGUGGACUAAAUUUAGGACUCACUUUUUUAAAUGGAGAGAAUGUUCUGAUCGUGUGUACCAAAAAAUACCUGACCUCUUUCUUUCCCCCCAUUUCAGGAGGAAACGCUCUUCCCAGGAGGAGAGUGUGGAGGAGCUGAAAGUGCCAUCUACAAGCCCCUCACCAGUCAAAGCUUGGCCGGACCUUUCCAGUCCACAGAGAGAAGGAUCACUUUGGUACAACACUAGAGACUUUCAUUUAUACAUGGCAUUUAUAUUCUACCCUUUCUCCAAGAAAGUCAGGGCAGCAAACAUGGGGUUCUUACAUGUUAUCUUUGCAGUAUGUUUACAUCAAACAAGAGCUAGUUUGACCUCACUGCAUCUUUAGCAUGUAGUAGCUUAGUUUGUUUGGUCUGCAGACCAUAAACAUCAGAUACAUUGUAGGGUUAGCAAGACAAGCGCAGCGUUUUUAGAAAAAGUGCAAGAUAUGCUUUCCCUUGUAAGUGUCCAGCAGUUCCUAAGAACAUAAGAAGAGCCUGCUGGAUGAGGCCAAUGGCCCAUCUAGUCCAGGAUCCUGUUUUCUCACAGUGGCCAAUCAGAUGCCUCUGUGAGAAACAGGCAAACAGGACCUGACCUCCAGAACACUCUGCCCUCCUGUAGCUUCCAGCAGCUGAUAUUCGGAGGCAUAGCAAUCAUGGCUACUAGUCAUUGAUAGCCAUAUCCUCCUUAUUUUAUAAUAGGCUGCAGGAGAAGGCUGCAUGACAGACUUUGCUAGAGUGUACUCCAGCCCUCCAGGCUGCAAAGCAAAGAAUGUAAUGAAUGAAAGUCAAGCCACACUGAAAAGCUACCCACCAGUCAGUAAGAAACCUAUAAUUCAUCUGCCUAUAGCCUCCAUCCCAACUUGGUGGUGCCCUUCAGAUAUUUUGAACUACAGCUGCUAUUGGUCCUAGCUAGCCACCCCAGUCAUAUGAUGCUGAAGUUGAUGGGAGCAUAGCCACACUGGCCGGGGCUGAUGGGAGUUGUAGUCUAAAACAUCUGGAGGGCACCAAGAUGGAGAAGACCUACAGCUUGGCAUGUGGGAGAAAUUAGGUUUCAGUUCACAAUUUAUGUACCUAAUUCGUGAUUCCCAAAAUAAUCCACAAUUUGAAACGAGGUGAACCUUCUAAAUCCGCACUUCUCUGAAUUUUGCAAAACUAUCAAAAUAUGAGUAUGUACAAAAUGUGUAUAUUAGAGCAUAGUGCGUAAAAUGCAUAUAUUAUUGAAAACAACAUACGAAACUGUAUUAUAUUAGAGAAAAUUGCUUGCAAAUAUUUGUAUAUUAGGCACAAUUGCAUUUAAAAAAUGUGUAUAUGAGGAGAAAUGGUCCCUCCUUCACUACAACUUGCUAAAAUUGGGCCUAGAAUUAAUUAAUAUAGCAUUGUUCAAUGAAAAGGUUUUCAUUCAUAAUAUCACUUCUGGUGAUUAUAGCAUUAAGCAAUGGGAAAGUUUUCAUUCAUAAUAUCUGGCCUGGUUUUACUAUAGUUUGCCAGAUCGCAGCAGCUCAACAGCAAGCCAAAACAGUGCAGUUAUCAAUGACCGUCUGCAAGAACUGGUGCGUCUCUUUAAAGACCGAACAGAGAAAGUGAAAGAGAAAUUGAUUGACCCAGAUGCUUCUUCUGACGAGGAAACCCCUGUGGCGUGUAAGUGAGACCAGCACCAUCUAUUACAAAACUCGAAGGCUCUCCUUUUUCGGGGGGGGGGGUCCUGUGUCUAGCGGGGGGUUAAAGAUAUUCAACCUAUUUCUGAAACAUCUCUCUGCUUCUUGUCACCUUCUGACAAGCUCCUUUUCAAGGGUUGCCAAUUGCUUAUUGCAACAUGACUUUUGAGGUUUCUGAAGCCAUAGAGCACUUACUUAACUGAAGCAUAAAUAAGCUUUGCAAAGCUUGGACUCAAUCAAACUAGCACUUUGCAGCAGGGGUUUAGCUUCUCUUCAGCUUCCUUAGGAUGGGCAGCAUAAGCUUUGCUGGACCCUGAUAGCUGACCCCGAUGGCUGCUAUGUCAAAGGUCUUGCUGAUUAGCAAAUGGGCGUAGCAACUUUCCAGACACACACUCUCUCUCCAUCCUUUGAUACCAGGUUCUUCUAGAUGAAGCAGAAAUCAGCUGUAUGUAAAAAUUGACACUCGGUGUGAGUUGGGGGGGGGGGCAUGACCAUCACCAGAGGAUGGGUAACUUGAGCACCAAAGUACAUGAAGGAAAACAACCCAGGCCUUCUGUGUCUAAUGAUUAAAGACUCAGAAGCAGCAUUUCCCAACCUGAUGCCCUCCAGACAUUUUGGACUCUUGGUCCUAUCUACCCCAGUUGGCUUGAGCUGAGGGGAGUUGCAGUCCAAAACAUCUGGAGGGCACCAGGUUGGCACCACAGUGCCCAAGCAUGUGCAGAGAUUUUUUAUUCUCGCUGUUGAAUAACUGCAGCCUCUGCACACCUAGUAUCAAUUAAGAUGGUCAAAGGCUGGCUAAAAACAAUGGUUUUGAUUCCAAAGUUUGCCUGGUUUUCACUUGUUCCCAUAGCACCUUCCAAAGAAAAGCCUCCAGAAGAAAAAGAAGGAGUGAGUGAGAAGGGUGGAAAGAAGAAAAGUCCCCCACGUGCAAGAAAAUGCCAGUUCCCUAGCAGCAUUGACCCACUCACCAGUGAGUACCUGGAAUGGGCUUUUGACCGAAGAGCCUGCUGUAGAAUAUUAAGCAGGAGGGGGGAUGGCCAUGUCAGUAGCUCGUCCUACUCUCGAGUAGGACCCUAGCAGAGACACAUGCCCGACUGACAUGUUCUCUCCCUCCUGGUCUUUCAUUUGGGAGCUUCAACAGCUUUCUUCUGCCCAAACAUUACAGCGACCGAUGCCAACAGACAUCGGCACACUUAGGGAUCCACAGAGUCUUCGCAGCUUGCGUAACAGACCUCAGCAACUCAGCAUUUUGGCUAAUCUACUUUAUUUACAUAUAAACACACCCGGAGCACUGCAACAUGGCUCCCUCUCUCUCUAGCAUCAGACAGCAGAGAGAGUGAACAAAGGACAAAAGUCCCACUUCACGGAACACAGUAACACAAACAUCCUGUCUCCGUCACUUCCCACUUUGUGGAGUCAAAACAGACACCCUCAUGUGAUAGACAAAAAUCCCAUGUGACUGCAAUCAUGGAGCAGGAAUUCUAACAGGAACAGGCGAGAGGCUGAUGGGCAGGUUGCUUGAUGCUGAGCAUCUCUUUUUGGAAACAGGCACUGAAGAGGGAUAAAGCAGUGAACUCCAUUUUUAAGUCAGCCAACUUCAUUCAAACCUCCUGAAUGAUCCUUUGGAUAAGUCCACACUCCUUCAAAUUGCAUUAUAAAGUGCUCAGCUAAAAAAUAAAAUACCAAAAUGCAUUUAAAAGGUGCAUUUUAGUACAAAAUACAUUUAGAAAUUCACAAAUAUUCUAUAUGUGCUUUGUGACAUAACACAUGUGUUUGUAUUAUAAUACAAAUUUACAUACCUCUUUUAAAAUAUUGGAGGUUAAUAAGGAAAUGGGAUGGAGUGGAAUUGUGAAGAUGCAUUCAAAAUUGACAGAGACCAGAAAUAGACUGUUUCAUCCAUUCCAAACAAUUCAAAUGCGAACAGAAUCAAAUUCCUGCUCCAUCCCUACCUGGAAUCCCUAGGCCAGUGUGUAGAUGUCCCCAGAUUUUCAGAUGGAGACCUAAGGCUGAGAGAUAAAUGCUUGUCUAAGGCCACCCAGUGAGUUCACGAUUAAACUGAGAGGUGGGUGCUGGAAUGGCUCCAUCUCUUAAUCAACUUUAUUCAUAGCAAAAAAAGCACUAUAGUGGAGAACAUUCAUGGAGCACAUUUAUGGUUGAGAACUACUAAUUCAUCUUGCACAAAGUUCUCAUUCUCUGAUCCCACAGGAACUGGUUUGCCUUCUAUUUUGAGGUCCUGUUAUUUUGGACCCCGAUGCUGCUGUGCUCAGUUCCUAUAGUUCCACUGAGUUACCCUAAACAAGAGAAGCAGGAUAAGUUCUUGGCAACUAGCAGAGCUCCUGAGUCUGUUCUGGGUUUUCCCCUCCCACUCUAGAUCUGAUGUACAUCUUGUGGCUCUUCAUUGUGGUUUUGGCAUGGAAUUGGAACUGCUGGCUGAUUCCAGUCCGCUGGGCUUUCCCGUUCCAAACACCUGCAAAUGUUUAUUACUGGAUGGCUGUGGACUAUUUCUGUGACCUCAUCUACAUUUUGGAUAUCAGCAUCUUUCAGGUCCGCCUGCAAUUUGUCCAAAGAGGAGACAUCAUAGUAAGUGACACCCAUAAGGCCUUUGUUCUAUUGGAUUAGCCCCUGACGUUUUGGGACGCGGGUGGCACUGUGGGUUAAACCACAGAGCCUAGGACUUGCCAAUCAGAAGGUCGGCGGUUUGAAUCCCUGCGACAGGGUGAGCUUCUAUUUCUCGGUCCCUGCUACUGCCAACCUAGCAGUUCGAAAGCAUGUCAAAAUACAAGUAGAUAAAUAGGUACCACUCCGGCGGGAAGGUAAACGGCGUUUCCAUGUGCUGCUCUGGUUCGCCAGAAGCGGCUUAGUCAUGCUGGCCACAUGACGCCGGCUCCCUUGGCCAAUAAAGCAAGAUGAGUGCUGCAACCCCAGAGUCGUCUGCGACUGGACCUAAUGGUCAGGGGUCCCUUUACCUUUUAGUCCUUGAGAAAGCCAAGCAUUAUGAGGAAACCAGGCCUUAUGGGGAACAGUUGAGGGAGCUGGGAAUGUUUAGCCUGGAUAAGAGAAGACUGAGGGCCUUUCACACUUCUACUUGUCCUGUGCAUGGGAAGCAUGGGUCUGAACACUUUCCUGCUUGUCCCAUUCCUUUGCUCCACCGCUUUCCCCGAGAAAACACACUCCUUAGCACUAAAUUGGAGCAGACAGCAAUCCGCAGAAAACCUGAUUGCAGUUUGUUCUGAUUCAGUGCUAAACCAAAGGUUUCCCCAGGGGAAAGCUAUAUGAGAUUAUAGCCAUAUUCAAAUAUCUAAAGGGCUGUGACACAGAAAAUGGAGCAAGCUUGUUUUCUGCUGCUUGAACAAAUAGAUUCAAAUUACAAGAAAGGAGAUUACCAACUAAACAGUAGGAAGAAUUUUAUGAUGGUGAGAGCUGUUGCACAAUGGACUGGACUACCUCAGAAGGUGGUGGGCUUUCCUUCAUUUGAGUUUUUUAAACCAAGGUAGGAUGGCCAUCCUUCAGGGAUUCUCUAGUUGAGACUCCUGCUUUGCAGGAGGUUGGGCUAGAGCACCCUUUGGGAACCAUCCAGUGCUACAAUCCUAUGUGCUUAUCCACACUUCCUCUUGUCCCACUGCUUCCCCCUAGGGAAACGAUUCUUUCGUGCUCAUUAGGAACAAACAGCAAUUUGGGUUUUCUAUGGAUUGAUGUUGGUUUCCAAUUUAUCACUAAAGAACAGGUUUUCCCUGGGAAUAUAGUGGGGCAAGGGGGAAAUUGUUCAGACCCAUGCUUUCUAGGCACAGGCCAAUGUGGAUGAGCCCUGUGGAUCUGUGAAAACCCUGUGUGGCUAAAGAUCACAAACCAUAAAUGAAGAACCUGUGGCUCUCCAGAUGUUGUUGAACUCUCUGCUUCCAACAGCCAGCACACCCGAUAGUCAGUGAUGAUGAGAGUUAGGCUCCAACAAUGUCUGGAGGGCCACAGGUUCCCAAGCCCUGCCAUUGGGCAAGCUUGUUUAUCUUCACCGUCCAAGGACCUCUCUUAGCUGUGGACACUUUGGAUCUGACAGAAACAGCCAGUGUGGGGGUACCCAUAAUAUAUUUUAAAUUUUGGUUGGUGGACAGGCUUUCAUUCCUUGCUUCUUUCCUGGCUGUGUGGCUGCCCAUUAUUUGCAAAUCUCUGAUGGAUGCAUCUCUUCUUCCACUAUGAAACAAGUGGUGAUGCCCCCUCUCCUUUUGCCUCCUCUUCCAGACUGAUAAAAAGGCCAUGAGGAAGAACUAUCUGAAGUCAGGCCGCUUCAAGGUCUGUACCAUUUUCCUUACUUGUUUUAAUUCAGCAUUCUGCCAGCUGGCACCUUCCAGAUGUUUUGGACUACAACUUCCAUUGCGCCCCCUCCCCCAGCUGGUUAGGGGCACCUGUUUGGGGAAGGCUGUCGUAUGUAAAAUGAUCAGUGGCUAGAAAUUAAGAGUUGCAUCAUUUUAGUUCAACUACAGCAAUUUUAGUUAUAUGAAGUGCUCAUCCAUGCCACAAUCAAAUAUUAAAAUGGUAGUUUUGUUUUUGAUAUAAUUCACUUAUGUAAACAAAUGUGCUUUGCAAAGUUGCAAACAGUCCUACUUUGAGGAGACUUUUAAGUUCAAGGUCUGGACAGGGCUGAACCUGACAAAUAUCUGGAAUCUCCUGAUGAAGGAUCUCAGUACAGCAGAAACCACCUGGGGCUCUGAGCCCCUGGUGGUUUCUCCUGAUGGGGACCUUACUCAAAGAGUUUGGCUGGCCUCUUUCAUCACAGGAUGCCACUGUGUUUUGUUUUACAUGCAACAUUGUCCCUCCUGCUGUCUUUUCUCCCAUCUUCCUGUUUCCCAGGCUCUUGCCUUGAAUAUCUUUCCUCUCCGCUGUCCCUUUGCACUGUUUCAUCUCCUGCUUGCUGCUUUUCACCCCCUCCCUCUUUCCGGCUCACCUCUGGGGCUAAGAGCCCCAGGCCCUUCCAUCUUUUUCCUCUUCCUAUUUUUCCCUCCUCCUUGUUGUCCUCGCAGAGACAGCAGAAAUGUCCCUUUAUAACUUGCCUCUUUCCCUUCUAGUUUCAUUUAUUUAUUAUUACAUUUCUAUCCCACCUUUCCUUAAUGUAGCUCAGAGUGGUGUGGUCUUCCCCCUUCCCAUUUAAUCCCCACAACAGCCCUGUGAAGGAAGUCAGGCUGAGAGACAGUGACUGGCUUAAGGUUACCCAGUGAGCUUCAUGGCCAAGUGAGGAUUUGAGCUCUGGUCUCCCAGGUCCUAUCCUGGCACUCUAACCACUACACCACACCUGGCCUCUACCUCACCCCUCUGUUCCCCUUGCAUCUCUUCCCUUGCCCUUCAAAACCACCCUGGUUUCUUAGCUCCUGCACGGUGGCCUUUUAACAGGUGCUGAAUGCUCUCUUUGUGCCUCUGAUGGGAAGCAUUCGCCCCAGCUGGAUUGCCUGACACCAUUAUGUGGUCAGAGGCAAGUCACUGUCUCCUAGCUCCAGUUCCGCACAUGAAAAGCAGAGAUGCUGAGAUGACAAACACAAUCAGUAUUAUAAAGCCAUUUAAAGGUGCCAUCAAAUUACAUGCAGUGAUAGUGUUGGCAGAUCAAGUUGCUAAUAUCUUUUUUUGGGGUGGGCUGUGUGCCUCUUUCCAGAUGGAUGUGAUCUGCCUUCUUCCACUGGAUUUUCUUUACCUCAAAGUGGGUUUCCAUCCUCUCUUGCGCUUGCCUCGCUGUUUAAAGGUGAGUCAGGGCGAGUUACGCUCCUACAACCUAUUUUCAAAACUCUUUUUGUUGUGUUUUAGUAGAUGUGCAAAACAGGGAGGGGGAGGAAGAACAUUUUCCCUUUUUUGCUGGGCUUGCUGAAAGUGGGAAAUGCACUUGAGGUAUUUAUUGAAACCUUUAAAUAUUUGAAGGGCUGUCACUUUGGGCUCAUCCAGAGAUCCUAAAUUUGCAGAUCCUUCCAUUGCUACCAUAGACUGCCUUGGAAGGUGGCAGACUCUCCUUUCUUAAUAAAUUAAAAAAUUGUCCAGUAGCACCUUAGAGACCAACUAAGUAUGGGGUGGGGUUUUUCUCAGAAGGGUAGUAGGAGAUGGGUGAUUGACUCAAUGGGUAUGGUAAACCUGUUGACGACUGCAUUUGUCCUACAGGAAAAAGCAUGGGAUAGUAUGCAGAUGACCAAAAAUAGCUUUAGCAUGUGUAAGAAAAACCCCACCCCACCUUCUCACUAUAUAUAAGGGUCUGGUGACUUCUGUUUCAGUGUAUCUGAAGAAGUGUGCAUGCACAUGAAAGCUUAUACCCAGAACAAACUUAGUUGGUCUCUAAGGUGCUACUGGACAAUUUUUUAAUUUUUUAAUUUAUUUCGACUGCAUCAGACCAACACGGCUACCUACCUGAAUCUCCUUUCUUAGACAUUUUAAAACAGAAGCUGGAUAGCCUCCUGCUAGGAAUUCUGUGGCAGUGGAUUUCUAGCAUCAGGAGGUGGGUUGAUCUUGAUGACCUUUCAGGUACCUUCCCUUCAAAGCACUUUCAAGGAAUUUGAUUCAGGUGCUGCUGAAGGGACACCCACCAAAUCAUUAUUUCAGUAAUUAAGAAAAAGUGCUGAGAGCUUUUCCAGCUAAUUUUAUUGUGAAAUAUUUCUCCAUUUGUCCCUGAACUGCUCUUGGUGCUCAUUUGUACUUUUCAUUCUGUCCCACAGUACAUGGCCUUCUUUGAGUUUAACAAUCGGCUUGAAGCUAUUCUGAGCAAGGCAUAUGUUUACAGGUGAGGUAAGCUUUUGAUGCUGACCCUCUUCACUCUUGAAUGCAGCUGCUAUAGGAAGAGGGGAGACUCAGGAGCAUUGCAGCAUUUUAGUUCCUUUCAUAACUUUCUCUUUGUACAGUGGUACCUCGGGUUAAGUACUUAAUUCGUUCCGGAGGUCCGUGCUUAACCUGAAACUGUUCUUAACCUGAAGCACCACUUUAGCUAAUGGGGCCUCCUGCUGCCGCACGAUUUCUGUUCUCAACCUGAAGCAAAGUUCUUAACCUGAAGCACUAUUUCUGGGUUAGCGAAGUCUGUAACCUGAAGCGUAUGUAACCCGAGGUACCACUGUACUGAUUCCCCCCCCCCCCCGAAACUGAGGGAUCACCUACCCUUGACUUGUCUUGUCCCUAGAAAGCAUGGAUCCAAGUGUUUUUCCAUUUGCCCCACCGCUUUCCUCAAUAAAACCCACUCUUUAGUGUGGAAAACAGAGCAAGCAUCAUUAAGAGGAAAACCAAAUUUGCACUAUCAGGCUUCCCUGGGUGAAAGCAGUGGGAUGAGCAGAAGCCUGGAUGAGCCCUGAGACCUUCUGAAGAGAAAAGCUGCAUGUUGAUCUACAUAGUCUAAUGUAAUUCCAUUAUUUCCAGAAUUCACAGCAUGCGACGUUUUUUCAGAGGGCAGCAGUUGUGUUGGGCUGUUGAGGUGAAAACAACCAAGCAUCUCGUAGCACUUUAAAGCCUAACCAAUCUGUUAUGGUAUAAACUGGGUGGGGGUUAGACAAAUUUUUAGAUAAGGCCAAUGCCUUUUUCCCCUAGAACUCACUAGGUUCAUGGCAAUCUGCCUUCUGCCCCGACUACAUUUUCACAGGGAGACCUCCAGCGACCAUCAUUGAUUGACCCCUGGCCCCUUCUCACCUCUGCACGUUUUAAAACUAUUUUUGAAGUUGCACAUAGAUGAUGCUCCUAAAAGAAAAUCUGUAUGAAGGCAAACUUAUGGAACAGGAGGGCCAAAGUGCCUACUUUCCAUUGGCAUAUCCAGUGUAACUACCAUAUAACAAUCACUAUAAUAUAAGCUAUUUUUUCCUAAGACCUUACAUAAGUACAAUUGACCACUAGUGGCUCUAUAGGUUGCAAAUGGGAAUGCAGACAUGAAAAGUGAGAUUGUUUUAGAGAACAACUUAAAGAGUAUUUUGUUAACAUUGUCGUCUUUCUUCACCCUCUUUGUAGAGUGGUAAGGAUCACAGCCUACCUGCUCUUCAGCUUACAUGUGAACUCAUGUUUAUAUUACUGGGCAUCCUCCUCUCAGGGGUUGGGCUCAACUGCCUGGGUCUACAAUGGGGAAGGAAACAGGUACUCAUUAUAUAUUUCAUUUCUGCAUUGCUAUAAUCCAACCACCCCCAACACGGUGCCUUCCAGAUGUUUUGGACUACAAUUCCCAUCAGCCCCGGCAUCAUAGAGCCAAAAAACUAGAAGGCACUAGGUUGGGGAAGGCUGGUAUAAUUCAUUGUUAGAGGAUAAAAGCAGUAGUAGAUCAGUUGCUUGGGCAUUCUUAUCCUCUCAUAUCUUUUUUUUAUAAGCUAUAUCCGCUGUUAUUACUGGGCUGUCAAGACUUUGAUAACAAUUGGAGGACUGCCAGACCCAGAGACCCUCUUUGAGAUCAUCUUUCAGCUGCUCAAUUACUUCACAGGUGUCUUUGCUUUCUCUGUCAUGAUAGGUCAGGUAAGAAAACAAUCCAUGCCUUUUCAGUACACAACAAUCCUUGUUCCUCCCCCUGCCCUGAUUCUGCCAACCUAGAGGGGGUUAGGAUGCAGUGAAGGUUUAGGAUGCAGUGGACUCUGCAGACAGGGUGCCUCUGCCACUGCAGAGGUCCCCACUGUGCCCACCAAAAGCUGCGGGCAGAAGCUACCAUUGGCAGUACCAGCAAUAAACCCCUGAAACAGAGCAUUUUAGAGGGUGGGGAGGAGUCCAGCUAUUGGCAAUGGGUGCUAUUCACGCAUCUCUGCUACACCAGUCUGGAGGCAGCAGAGUAAAAAUUUGCAGUUUGACUUGCCCACUUUCUGCCCUGGCUGGCAUGAGUUGAGGAGUAUUCACAUUUUAAAAGUCUUUUAAAACAAUGCUGGGGAAGGGGAAACUCUUUAAGAAUGUAAGCAGAUGCUUAGAAAGUGUUGGGCUUUGUUGUGUGGAAACUGGGACUUUCCCCAGCCUAUUCAUGGAUAAAGUUAACAUCAAGGCAUUCCCAGGCUCUCGACUCUACAAAGUGAAUGGCCACCAUUCAGGUAUCAUGUUCCAGUUGAAAGAGAGAAAGAAAGAAAGAAAGAAAGAAAGAAAGAAAGAAAGAAAGAAAUUACCCUACAAUCUCAUACAAUAAAACAUCUCAACAUGAGUUCUGGUUUUAUUUCAGGACUGAAGAAAUUUGUGGCUACUUGCCUAGCCGUUUUUUUAAUUCAGGCCACAUUCACUCUAUACAUUCAAAGCACAAUUAUACUGCUUUGAACAGUCAUGGCUUCCCCCAAAGAAUCCUGGGAAUUGUAGUUUGUUAAGAGUGCUGAGAGUUGUUAGGAGGCCCCUAUUCCCCUCACAGUGUUACAAUUUCCACAGUGGCUUAACAGUCAGUCCCUCUUUACAGGGGACUCUGGGAACUAUAACUUACUCCCAUUAGUAACUCAGCCCUCUGUGAACUGGUGCUCCUCAACCCCCCACUGCCCCAUGAUCAACUUCCAUCAGCACAGCCACCUGAAGCUUGGAAGCUUUAGUUUGAAGGCAUUAGGUUGGGGAAGGCAGAGACAGUUCAAUGGUGUAGGUAAGCAAUGCUGAACAAAAAUUCCCUGAAUGGUUUUCUCUUUAUCUCACACAGAUGAGAGAUGUUGUUGGGGCUGCCACCGCUGGACAGACAUACUAUCGGAGCUGUAUGGACAACACAAUUAGAUACAUGGCUUUGUACAAAAUCCCCCGAUCUGUUCAGAAUAGAGUCAAAACGUGGUAUGAGUACACUUGGCACUCUCAAGGCAUGCUGGGUAAGACUGAACUAGGGCUUUGAAUAUUGGCUUCGUAAGGUGUUCCUCUGGUUGUUCAAUACGGCUUAGGUCAAGGCUAGCCAAAAUGGCGCUCUCUGGAUGUUGCUUGGCCCCAGUUCCCAGCAUCCCUGUCCACUACGUAUUGGCUGGCUGCAGGGGCUGCUGGGAUGGGGUGUCCAACAACCACUGGAGGGUGCCAUGUUGGCUACCCCAGUUUAGGGCCAAACUAGCCAUAAUAUUGAAUGCAUAUUUACAUUUCCGGUGAAUUGAAUGACACAAGUAGCAGCCACAGGGGUGGGGGUGGGGAGGAAGAGACUGAUAAUUACAAGCAGGGUGAGAAAUUUAACCUUUUCCUUCCCUGCUAUGGUUUCAUUGAUGCCAAUAGGACCUUUUUCUCCUAUGAAAAUAGCAGCUUUGGAGGAGUGAUUUUUUUGUUGGUGUCUGGACUACUGCAGGGGAGAAAAGGUUUAAUCCUUCCUCCCUGACUCCUGAGAUCCUGCUAGUUACCAGUCAUCCACUCUAAGCAGCUGCUAUUUGAGUUUUUAAAUAUGUGCGCUGGCUAUUCUCUAAUCCGCGGUUUCAAGAAAGGCAAACUCUUCCUUACACUUCCUUUGCUGCAGACGAAUCGGAAUUGCUGAUGCAGCUGCCAGACAAGAUGAAGUUGGACAUUGCAGUAGAUGUGAACUAUGACAUUGUUAGCAAGGUGCCUCUUUUUCAGGUAUGGUCCACACCCCCUCAGGGUUUCGCUUACUUAAAUCCAGACAUGCUUGUACAAGCCAACUGAUUCUUCCUUCCUUUGCAUUCAGGGUUGUGACCGGCAGAUGAUUUUUGACAUGCUGAAAAGGCUCAGAUCUGUGGUGUACCUGCCCAAUGACUAUGUCUGCAAGAAGGUAACCAGCUUUGUCUAAGAAGUGAAAAGUAGGGUUGAGCUGAACUGUGGAAUGAGGGGUGAGGUGUGGGAAUACUUGCAGGACAUUUUAAGUACCCAAUUUUCAGUGACUUUGGAUUCAGUGACUAUGAAAAUGUUUGUAGUGGUUGGCGGUCCUUUCUGCACCAUGCCUUAAUAGUACUGUUCUCCAUCAUUCAGAGUCAUGGCUUCCUCUCACCCCCUCCCCCAAAAAAUCCUGGGAAUGGUAGUUUGUUAUGGGUGAUACCCCUUACAGAGCUAACAAUUCCCAGCACCCUCAACAAAUUACAGUUGUUGUUGUUGUUUUAUUCUGAUAGCUCAGUUGGUAGAGCAUGAGACAAUCUCAGGGACAGGGGCUUGGACUAGAUGACCCCCGUGAUACCUUCCAACUCUACAAUUCUAUGAUUCUAUGACAUGAAAGCAGCAAUAAAAAAUAAAUAGAACAACAUUUAAAACUCGGGUAGUCAGUCUGAAACCUGAAGGGCAAAGGAUCCCUGGUGCUGCAAAGAACACUUUUCCUCCUUGUUACUUCAGGGGGAAAUUGGCAGAGAGAUGUACAUCAUUCAAGUCGGGCAAGUCAAGGUGCUCGGAGGACCUGAUGGGAAAACGGUGCUUGUGACUUUGAAAGCUGGAUCUGUGUUUGGAGAAAUAAGGUCAGACAGAUGGAGAAUGUCGAUGUGGGGAGGAAACUGGGCUUGGCAACAGGAAGGAGAAGAAAGGGGCUCAGAAAGAUAAAAGUAUAGUCAUGUACAGUCUUGCUUACUUUUCAUCCAAAAUGAGAUCGGCAGAUUUUUCAGGUACUGUAAUUUUUUUCCUUCAACUGAAAAAGAUUUCCCUGAUGAUAAGAGAAGUCCUGAUAACAAAGAAAUAUAGGUACUUUGACUAUCCUUUCCACCUUUGAAUCUUGAAACUGAAUGGCUAUAAAGAGAUGUACAUGGCAACUAUCUGAUUUUGUUCUAGAUUUCAACUACAGAGGGGGCUAAAUAUACUUUGGCUAACAAAUACACUCCUAAUCAAUCAGGAUUGUAUGAAGUCGUCCCCCCCCCCCCAAAAAAAAAUUGGACAAAUGACUGGAGGGUCUAUAAUAAUAGGAGAAAUUCAGUGGAGUUAUUGCACAUUAAAGUAGAUAAAUCAUCUAAUAAAAAAGGAAAGUAUGAGAUCAUUCUAACUGAACAAUUGAAGCUCUCUCUUGGAGACAUAGAAAUCCGCAUGAAAUAGGCUAUACUUAUUAUUCAAUUGUCCAUGAGUCAUAUUCCUGCAGAGUUUUUACUUCUCCUGAAUUAAUACAGAAAGAGAAAUCUGUAUCUAUAAAGACGGUAACAACAGGGUUUUUAAAACUCUGAAGAAUUCCAUCACCUAAUGAGGAACGCAGAAUGCACAGUGCAGAACCCAGAAAGCAAAUUAUGAUGCCUUGAAAAAUGACACCUGAAAAAUUAUACAGUUUACCAAUAAUCUGUACCCAUUUCCCAUGCCUCCUUCUGCCAAACUCUCAUUAUGGAAAUGCAGAAGAGCAAUUUGGUUCAGGGGCAGCCCACCCAUGAGGCAAGGUGAGGUGACUGCCUCAAGCAGCAGAAGCCCAUGAGGUGGUGUUCCACACAGGCAUCUCGCCACCUCUGCUGCCAGUGGAGAAGCGGUGCUGGCAGGGGCACCGGUUUCUGGUGAGAUCUCACCAGAUCUUGUGGAGUGUGCAGUCAUACAAGAUCUUGCUGGAAGCUAGAUAUUUCAUUGAUGCUGAAUGAGGUCCUCAGGAGACGCUGAGAAAAAAGGCACAGGAGCCAAGCUUAGUGCCCCAAUGUAUUCAAUAGUAGAUGUUGAGUUAUGGAAACCAGAUUGAGUCCCCAGUUGAUGUCUUUUUCUUUUUCUUAGCUUACUAGCUGUGGGAGGUGGAAAUCGACGCACAGCGAAUGUUGUGGCUCAUGGAUUUACUAACCUUUUCAUCUUGGAAAAGAAAGAUUUGAAUGAAAUUUUAGUGCAUUAUCCAGAGUCUCAGAAGUUGCUGCGGAAGAAGGCCAGGUGAGCUGCAGGAUAGCCAGGUGCUGGUAUGUUUGUGCACAGCCAUACUCUCUAUCAAGUCCGAAAUUUCAUGAGUCCAAGCUGAAAUUUAGGCUCAGCAGCUCAUUGGCUCCUAAUAUUCCCAACACCUGAACAAUGUGUGAAAAUACCUGUUUUCCCUUUCUGUUCUUAGGAGAAUGCUGAAAAACAACAGCAAAACUAAGGAUGACAAAAGCAAAGGCAUCAUCAUUCCUCCAAGAGCUGGGACUCCUAAGCUCUUCCAAGCCGCCUUAUUCGCUGCAGGAAAGAUGGGAGGCAAAGGGCGGUUGGCUCAUAUCAGAUGGAAAUUGAAAGAGCUGAAAGCUAUGCAGGUAAAUGCACAGAAAAAGUAGCUGCAAAUGUCAACAGUGAGUUCUCUCCGGAAAUGGGGUAGAAGAACCUAACAAGUUAGGAAGUUCCAUGGUGUUUUUACAGCUGGGACCCCACAGGGGAAGAGCAACUGAAGGAGGGGUGUUUUUGAGCUGAAAAACAAUAUAAUGAGCAGCAGGGAAAUGGUUAAACACUUAUCUCCCUGCCCUGCCACCAUUCCACUCAGUAGCACCAGCAUCCCAAAGCCACUUCUCAUUUAGAGAUGUUGGGACUUUGUUACCUUUGGCUCAAUGUGUCUGAUUUCCCUAGCUUUUUAAAACAAAACAAACCUUUCCCGUAGGCAAGACUUAAUCUAUGCAAGAGCUCUGGACUGGCAUGUUUUCAAAGCUCAGACUGAAACUAGAGCAUAUAAAUAAAUAGGGUGCUUCCUAUUUAUUUAUAGCUUCCUCUAACAGCAAGCUCGGUGCCCCAGUGUCAACAGGGAUGGUAGCAAAACAAGGUCACUGAAGUAGUGAUGGGCUCGAGUGAACCUAAAUGUUUGCCAAAAUACACACAUUUUUUGAAAAACACAAAAAGGAAGCAACUAAAACCCCUACCUCCCCAAGAGCUCAGUGGACACCAGGAGCACAGAAUUUUCCUGAAUUGUUAUGCGGAACGGUGGGUGUCGAGAGGGAGAGCUGCGUCAGCCCUGAACAACAACUAGUUUCCUGCCUGUAUCCCAACUGGCUGGCUAGCACCAAAAGCACUUUGGCUAUGGGGUGAGAAUAUACUUUUGUUCUCUGAAUACUACUGAGAGUCUCUACACAUCAGGGACUAGAAAGAUAGAUUAUUUUUGGAUCGGUGAGGGUUGUUUCCAUACAGACUUGUGCCAGACAGUUCCCUGCUCCAGAUACUAAGCAUGCCCCUUAUUCAAGUAACCACUAGCAUGAUACCUUUGUCUUUCAGGAGGCCAGUGCCACUCCAGUUCCACCUAAAUCACCCGCCAGUCAUAGAUCGCCAGCCGGCUCCCAGAAAUCAGUUCCACCUAAAUCAUCAGCCAGUCAUAGAUCACCUGCCGGCUCCCAAAGAUCAGUUCUACCUAAAUCACCAGCCAUUCAUAGCUCACCAGCUGGUCCCCAAAAAUCAGAUGACUGCAGCAGAACAGAGAAGAUUGUCUCAAAAUCUUCAGAUCACUCUGUUACGGUUUGCAUAACUCCAGCACCUAAAGGUGAUGAAGAGAUUCUCUCCGUAGAGAUUCUAGACAAGGACGAAAUUAAGUAG
Podarcis lilfordi (Lilford's wall lizard) is the source of this 18390-nucleotide messenger RNA. Lineage: Eukaryota; Metazoa; Chordata; Lepidosauria; Squamata; Lacertidae. The record is from the annotation of a GenBank genome assembly.